AUGGCUUACCCAAUCACCAAUCAGCCUCAAGGUCUCCAGGGGAUGAAUGUUGAUAGCAGCAAAAGCACAUGGGGCACUGAAGUCACAGAAUGUUGUGACGAUAUGGGAAUCUGUCUGUGUGGAACAUUUGUGCCCUGUAUCUUGGCAUGUAGAGUGGCCGCUGAUUUUGGGGAGUGUUGUUGUCUUCCAUGUAUAGGAGGAGGUGUCCUUGCCAUGCGAACAGGAAUCAGAGAACGCUACCGUAUCCCGGGCACUAUUUGCGAUGAUUGCAUAUGUCUCACAUUCUGCUACCCCUGUGCAAUCUGCCAGAUGGCCCGUGAGCUAGACAUGAGGAAAUGA
Molecule: messenger RNA, 339 nt
Organism: Bombina bombina (fire-bellied toad)
Lineage: Eukaryota; Metazoa; Chordata; Amphibia; Anura; Bombinatoridae
Product: cornifelin homolog A-like
Exons: 3
Coding region: 1-339 (112 amino acids)
Cellular component (GO): cornified envelope
Source: RefSeq, a predicted model, not a curated record